UCUCUCUCACCGGCCUUCAAAGGGCGCUCGGGGGCUGCGGGGCUCGAGCUUCUGUCUGCAGAGUGGGGGUUUCGUCGUCACCUGCCAGCCGCGGGGCCACCGGCGCGCGCUGGUCCCCCAGCUCCCUCCCGCGCCCCAGGAGCAGGUGCCGCGACUGCUUGUGGCCCUCAGCCGAUCGCAGCCGCCAGCCACUCGCGCGGAGGUGGGACCAAGGAAAGGCGCGCAGGGCGGCCACAUGGAGAGCAGCGGCGGGACUCCCCCUGCUGGGGCGCUCGGGGCGGCGGCCGAGUCUCCACAGGUCCCGCUGCCUCCGGGAGGCGAGGGCGCGGCCGGGCCGGCGGAGCCCGACGGGGCGGCCGAGGGCGUGGGGGGCGGGAGCGAGGGCGGGCCGCGGCGGGCUCUGCGGGCGGUAUACGUGCGCAGCGAAAGCUCCCAGGGCGGCCCGGCCGGCGGCCCCGAGGCGGGGGCGCGGCAGUGCCUGCUGCGGGCCUGCGAGGCCGAGGGCGCCCACCUCACCUCCGUGCCCUUCGGGGAGCUCGACUUCGGGGAGACGGCUGUGCUCGACGCCUUCUACGACGCAGAUGUUGCGGUGGUGGACAUGAGUGAUGUCUCCAGACAGCCUUCACUUUUCUACCACCUUGGCGUCCGCGAAAGCUUCGAUAUGGCCAAUAACGUGAUCCUGUACCACGACACUGACCCUGACACUGCUCUUUCAUUGAAGGAUAUGGUAACUCAAAAAAAUACAGCAUCUAGUGGAAAUUAUUAUUUCAUCCCGUACAUCGUGACACCGUGUGCUGAUUAUUUUUGCUGCGAGAGCGAUGCCCAGAAGCGUGCCUCAGAGUACAUGCAGCCCAACUGGGACACCAUCCUGGGCCCGCUGUGUGUGCCCCUGGUUGACAGGUUUACUAGCCUCCUCAAGGACAUCCACGUGACCUCAUGUGCUUAUUACAAAGAAACCUUGUUAAAUGACAUCCGGAGAGCCAGAGACAAGUACCAGGGUGAUGAACUGGCGAAGGAGCUGGCUCGGAUCAAACUCCGCAUGGAUAAUACUGAAGUUCUGACCUCAGACAUCGUCAUUAAUUUACUGCUGUCCUAUCGUGAUAUCCAGGACUAUGAUGCAAUGGUGAAACUGGUAGAAACACUGGAAAUGCUGCCUACAUGUGAUUUGGCUGACCAGCAUAAUAUUAAAUUCCACUAUGCGUUUGCACUGAAUAGGAGAAACAGCGUAGGAGACCGUGAGAAGGCUCUGCAGGUCAUGCUCCAGGUUCUGCAGAGCUGUGACCACCCGGCCCCUGACAUGUUCUGCCUGUGUGGAAGGAUCUACAAGGACAUCUUCUUGGAUUCAGAUUGCAAAGAUGACGCCAGCCGAGACAGCGCCAUUGAGUGGUACCGCAAAGGGUUUGCGCUCCAGUCAUCUCUUUAUUCCGGAAUUAACCUUGCGGUUCUGCUGCUAGUUGCUGGACAACAGUUUGAGACUUCCAUGGAACUAAGGAAAAUAGGUGUCCGGCUGAACAGUUUGUUGGGAAGAAAAGGGAGCUUGGAGAAAAUGAACAAUUACUGGGAUGUGGGUCAGUUCUUCAACGUCAGCAUGUUGGCCAGCGAUGUUGGGAAGGCCAUCCAGGCAGCAGAGAGGUUGUUCAGACUGAAACCUCCAGUCUGGUACCUGCGAUCAUUAGUUCAGAACUUGUUAUUAAUUCAGCGCUUCAAGAAACCCCUUAUCGAACACUCACCCAUGCAAGAACGGCUUAACUUCUGGUUGGAUAUAAUUUUUGAGGCAACAAAUGAAGUUACUAAUGGACUCAGAUUUCCAGUUCUGGUGAUAGAACCAACCAAAGUCUACCAGCCUUCGUAUGUCUCUAUAAACAGUGACGCUGAGGAGAGGACGGUUUCUCUGUGGCACGUCCCACCCACGGAAAUGAAACAAAUCCAUGAAUGGAAUUUUACGGCCUCUUCCGUUAGGGGAAUAAGCAUAUCCAAGUUUGAUGAACGGUGUUGUUUUCUUUAUGUCCAUGAUAAUUCUGAUGACUUUCAAAUAUACUUUUCCACUGAAGACCAGUGUAGUAGGUUUUGCUUUUUGGUCAAAGAGAUGAUAACCAAUGCUGUGGGCAGUACGGUGGAGCUGGAGGGAGAGACCGAUGGGGACACCUUAGAGUAUGAGUAUGACCAUGAUGUGAAGGGUGACAGAGUUGUGCUGGGGAGAGGCACGUAUGGGACCGUGUAUGCCGGAAGAGAUCUGAGCAAUCAAGUGCGAAUAGCCAUCAAAGAAAUCCCGGAGAGAGAUAGCAGGUACUCGCAGCCUCUGCACGAGGAGAUAGCCCUGCACAAGUACCUCAAGCACCGCAAUAUCGUCCAGUACCUCGGCUCUGUUUCCGAGGACGGCUACAUUAAGAUAUUUAUGGAGCAGGUGCCUGGGGGAAGCCUUUCUGCUCUUUUGCAAUCAAAAUGGGGGCCAAUGAAGGAGCCCUCCAUCAAGUUUUACACCAAGCAGAUCCUGGAAGGCCUUAAGUAUCUCCACGAAAACCAGAUUGUGCACAGAGACAUAAAGGGUGAUAAUGUCCUGGUGAAUACCUAUAGCGGAGUUGUGAAAAUCUCCGAUUUUGGAACCUCUAAACGUCUUGCAGGAGUGAAUCCAUGUACAGAGACUUUUACUGGCACUCUGCAGUACAUGGCACCUGAGAUUAUUGAUCAAGGACCUCGCGGGUAUGGUGCCCCAGCUGACAUCUGGUCCCUGGGCUGUACCAUCAUUGAGAUGGCCACCAGCAGGCCACCAUUCCAUGAGCUCGGCGAACCGCAGGCAGCAAUGUUUAAAGUGGGGAUGUUUAAGAUCCACCCUGAAAUUCCAGAAGCCCUAUCAGCUGAAGCCAGAGCCUUCAUUUUAUCCUGCUUUGAGCCUGACCCCCAAAAACGUGUCACCGCCACUGACCUGCUCAAAGAGGGCUUCUUAAGGCAGGUGAACAAGGGCAAGAAGAACCGAAUUGCUUUCAAGCCGUCAGAGGUGGCCCGGGGUGCCGCCCUGGCCCUGCCCACGUUAGGGGAGCCCAUGGGCAACAGCAGUGAGCAUGGCCCUGUCUCUCCCGAGUCUGACGCCCAGUCCGACGUGUUCUUCGAGAAGGCCCGGGCGCCCAAGCACCAGCUCAGCCACCUGCUCAGUGUUCCGGAUGAGAGCUCGGUCUUGGAAGACCGGAGCGCAGCCUCGUCCCCAGAGGACAGGGACCCGGGUCUCUUCUUGCUGCGUAAGGACAGCGAGUGCCGCGCCAUCCUGUACAGAAUCCUCUGGGAGGAGCAGAACCAGGUGGCCUCCAACCUGCAGGAGUGCGUGGCCCAGAGUUCGGAAGAGAUGCAUCUCUCAGUCACCCACAUCAAGCAAAUAAUUGGGAUCCUGAGGGACUUCAUCCGCUCCCCAGAGCCCAGGGUGAUGGCAUCCAUGAUAUCAAAACUAAAGGUGGAUCUGGACUUUGACAGCUCAUCCAUCAAUCAGAUUCACCUGGCACUGUUUGGAUUUCAGGAUGCUGUAAAUAAAAUUUUGAGGAACCAUCUAAUUAAGCCCCACUGGAUGUUUGCGAUGGAUAACAUCAUCCGUCGAGCGGUGCAGGCCGCAGUCACCAUUCUCAUGCCAGAGCUCCGAGCCCACUUUGAGCCUGCCUCAGAGACCGAAGGGGUGGAUAAGGACACGGAUGAGGUGGAAGAGGACUAUGCCCCAGCAGAGCCGCCCGGAAGUGAAGUGCAGGUAGCAUAUGGAGGGAGCAGACCCGCUUCAGUGGUUGUCCAGGAGGCCCAGCCCCAGCAGCUCCACCAGCAGCAUCUGAGCCUGCAGCUAGGGAAACUGAGGCAGGAGACCAACAGACUUUUGGAACACCUAGUUCAAAAAGAGAGAGAAUACCAGAACCUUCUACGGCAAACACUAGAACAGAAAACUCAAGAAUUGUAUCACCUUCAGUUACAAUUCAAAUCUAAUGAUAUUACAGAGACCCCAGCAUCCCCUCCUGGGUCUCCUGGGCAGAGAACAGAUAAAGAACUUGUAGACUGGUUGCAACUGCAAGGAGCGGAUGCGAAUACAAUUGAAAAGAUUGUUGAAGAGGGUUAUACACUUUCUGAUAUUCUUAAUGACAUUACUAAGGAGGAUCUAAGAUACCUCAGACUACGGUAAGAAUAGCCUCAGAACACUGUAAUAGGAAAUGACUUUUUUCAUGUGAUUAUGCCUUUAAAUAACGCAGUAGAAAACAAAGUGCUGGUAACUUUACCCCCUUCAUUGAAGUUAAUUCCCUUUCCUAUGGCUAAGUCAGAAAAUAAA
Messenger RNA from Ceratotherium simum simum (southern white rhinoceros), 4291 nucleotides. RefSeq names its product mitogen-activated protein kinase kinase kinase 15 (gene MAP3K15). Gene Ontology annotation, biological process: cellular response to stress; MAPK cascade; protein phosphorylation. NCBI's taxonomy places the organism in Eukaryota, Metazoa, Chordata, Mammalia, Perissodactyla, Rhinocerotidae. The record is from RefSeq and is a predicted model, not a curated record. Gene Ontology annotation, molecular function: MAP kinase kinase kinase activity; ATP binding.